Molecule: messenger RNA, 666 nt
Organism: Balearica regulorum gibbericeps (East African grey crowned-crane)
Lineage: Eukaryota; Metazoa; Chordata; Aves; Gruiformes; Gruidae
Gene: CLDN23
Product: claudin 23
Cellular component (GO): bicellular tight junction; membrane
Molecular function (GO): structural molecule activity
Source: RefSeq, a predicted model, not a curated record
GGGCUGGUGCUGUGCCCCUGCGGACUCCUGCUGACACUCACGGGCACGCUGGCACCCAACUGGAGGCAGGUGAGCCUCAUACCUGACCAGCCCCUUGACUUCAUCUUGGAGCAGGGCAUCUGGGAUAUGUGCAGAGAGCUGCAGAGCAGCCAUGAUCGCCGCUGCGGGCAGGCUGAUGAGCUGGGCUACUUUGAGCAGGUACCCGUGCGGGUGGCCCAAGGGCUGAUGCCCACCUCGCUGGUGGUCACCCUCCUGGGCUUGGUGGUGGCUGCCCUGGGGGGUCGCUGCUGGCCGAAGGAGCCACGGCCCCUGAAAAAAAAGCUGGUGUUGCUCCUCUCAGGGCUGCUGAGCCUUGUGCCUACCUCCUGGUACACCCAUGAGCUGUGGGCACUGCCCGCAACAGCUGGUAGCACGCUGGUUGUAGGCUACAGCUUGGUGCUGAGCUACUUGGGAAGCUGCCUGGAGAUCUUGGGGGGGCUGGCCCUCACCCUCAGCUUCCACCACUGCUGCAAGGAACGCAGGGCCCCCAAACUGACCCCCAGCCCUGUGCUGGAGGCUGGGCCGUGCUCCACCACUGGGGCUUACCACAAUCCCUGGGACAUGCUGGCAGACGAGCGAGAUGGACGACACUGGAGGAGCACCCUGCCUUGUGACUCCGACUUAUAG